Jaculus jaculus (lesser Egyptian jerboa) is the source of this 828-nucleotide messenger RNA. RefSeq names its product chromosome 1 C16orf78 homolog (gene C1H16orf78). NCBI's taxonomy places the organism in Eukaryota, Metazoa, Chordata, Mammalia, Rodentia, Dipodidae. The coding region runs from base 1 to 828 and encodes 275 amino acids. The transcript is spliced from 6 exons. The record is from RefSeq and is a predicted model, not a curated record.
AUGACAGAGACCACAGUGGACCUCAAGAACCUCAUGCCCACUGAGAGGAAGUCCACAUGGAGGACAGCUGAGGAGAGGCGAAUGUCUGACCUCACUCGGGUGCUGGAGUGGCUGGAACGCAGGCGAGGCAAGAAGAGACUCCUGUUGCAGAAGCAAAAGGUCAAGGAUGAGGUGGCCCCUGGAGCAAGUGAGAAGGCAGACAAGAAAGGAGCAGGCUCUAAGAAGAAGGACGGAAAGAGUCAGAGGGAGACAGCCUCCAGAAAGGGCAAAGAGCAAGGCACCAUUAAGAACAGUGGCUUUGCCAAGUACUCCUGGAUGUAUGGACUGGAUCUGAAGAACAAGCAGACCGCAGCCUCCGCCAAGUUCAGCAAGGAUGGCCUGAGGAGUUCUGGCACACUGGGAUCCAGAAGAGAAUCCGAAGCCCCAGAAUUGGACAUCAAGGACGCCAUCGCUCUCGAGUCAACCCAGAGACCAAACCCAUUCCGACGACAAAGUUCCACUGUGGAUCCCAUGGCGCAGGACUCGAUGUUUAACACCCGGAAGGUGACCCUCCUGAGAGAAUGGUCGAGCAAGAUGCCCGAUUCCAGCUACGAACGGAAACUGAAGAGUCUCAUGGAGAAGGGUACCGAGCCCAAGAUAGAGACUGCCAAAAUGCUGAAGCCCGAAGAGGUGUUGAGCUGCCGGUACCUUCGUUUGUCCAAAAACAACAUUCGGACCUUGGUCAAACUUUGCAAGGACGCGGGGUUGGACGUGGACAUCCACCCGCACAUGGUGGAGUCUGAGAUAGACUCAAAGAAGGUGUUCGACCGCCCUGGCAGAGGCACUUAG